Molecule: messenger RNA, 2225 nt
Organism: Silurus meridionalis
Lineage: Eukaryota; Metazoa; Chordata; Actinopteri; Siluriformes; Siluridae
Product: tripartite motif-containing protein 16-like
Exons: 6
Coding region: 25-1704 (559 amino acids)
Molecular function (GO): protein binding; zinc ion binding
Source: RefSeq, a predicted model, not a curated record
CAGUCAGUUAAGGAGUGCAGGAAAAUGGCAGAGGCCAGUAUUUUAAUAGAUCAGGAUCAGUUCAGCUGUCCAGUGUGUCUCUCUCUCCUGAAGGAUCCAGUGACUAUCCCGUGUGGUCACAGUUUCUGUAGAGUGUGUAUUAAUGACUGCUGGGAUCAGGAGGAUCAGAAGAGGGUCUACAGCUGUCCUCAGUGCAGAGACACGUUCACUCCAAGGCCUGUUCUACGCAGAAACAACAUGCUGGCUAAAGUGGUGGAGAAACUGAAUAAGACUGAAGUCCGAGCUGCUUCUCCUGCUUACUUUUAUGCUGGACCUGGAGAUGUGGAGUGUGAUUUGUGCACUGAGAACAAAUACAAAGCUGUCAAGUGCUGUCUGGUGUGUCUGGCCUCCUUUUGUGAAACUCAUCUGAGACCUCAUUUUGAACUUCCUGCCUUGCAAAAGCACAAGUUAGUCGAAGUUUCCGGAAAUCUACAACAGAAGAUCUGCUCACAGCAUGAUAAAGUGCUUGAGAGCUACUGUCAUACUGACAAACGCUUUCUCUGUUUUUUCUGUGUGAUGCAUGAGCAUAAAAAUCACGACACAGUAGCUGUCGCGUCAGAAAGAGCCGAAAAGCAGACUGAACUGAAGGAGGAGCAGAUGAAAUCCCAGCAGAGAUUUCAGCAGAAGCAGAAAAAGGUGCAGGAGCUGAAACAGGCUGUGAACAAUUUUAAACUCAGUGCACAGACAGCAGUAGAUGACAGUGAGAAGAUGUUUACUGAGAUGAUCAGCUCCAUGGAGAAAAAGCGCUCGGAGAUGACGGAGCUGAUCAGAGAUCAGGAGAAGGCUGAAGUGAGUCGAGCUGAACGACUCCUGGAGCAACUGGAGCAGGAGAUUUCUGAUCUUCAGAGGAGAAUCACUGAGCUGGAGCAGCUUUCACACACACACGAUCACAUCCAUUUCCUACAGACUUUCCAGUCUCUUAGAGUCUCUUUUGAAUGUGAGGACUCAUCCAGCAUCACUGUCAAUCAACAUCUUUCAUUUGAUGACGUGAGGAAAUCUGUUUCUGAUCUGAAAAAGCAACUCGAGGAAUUCUCAGUGAAAGAGUUGACCAAAUUCCCUAAACAUGUUGCAGCAGUUCAGAUGUUUUUCCCCUCAGAACCGAAGAGCAGAGAAGAUUUUCUGCACUAUUUCUGUGAUCUGACUCUGGAUCCCAAAACACUACACGAUCACCUCAUUCUGUCUGAGAAGAACAGAGUGGUGACCUAUAGUAAGACAAGGCAGCCGUACUCUGAUCAUCCAGAGAGAUUCAACUACUACAGCCAGGUGUUGAGUAAAGAGAGUGUGUGUGGAUGCUGUUACUGGGAGGUGGAGUGGAAAAGUGAGAGAAGUGUGUUUAUUUCAGUCUCAUAUAAAGAUAUCAGAAGGAAAGGACGGAGUGAUGAGUGUCUGUUUGGAUACAACGAUCAGUCCUGGAGUUUGCAGUGUUCUUCUUCUUCUGUCUUGUUCUGGCAUGACAAUGUUAAGACCAAUCUCAGAGUUCCAUCAUCCUCCAGAAUAGGAGUGUAUGUGGAUCACAGUGCAGGAACUCUAUCCUUCUACAGCAUCUCUAAUACCAUGAAGCUCCUUUACAGAGUCCACACCACAUUCACUCAGCCUCUAUACGCUGGAUUCUGGCUCAGCUCCUAUGGAUCAACAGUGAGGUUAAAUAAAAAUGUAGUAAUGUGAUUUUAUAUUCACAUUAGCAAAUAUAAUAUCUUCUUUCUUUUCUGAGAAACACAUGCAUGUUCCUUUUGUUUCUAUGCAACAAAUUCCAUGAUACCUAACACUCCAGACGACUCUCUAAAGAACUCUUACAGAGCUGGACUUACGCUUCGGCUCAUUGUCUUGUUGUACGGUGAAGUCGUUCCAAUGAGCCGCAGUUCAGACAGAAAGGAAUGGUAGCCAUGUUGGUUCAAUUUAAAUUAGCAUGCGCUCAAUACAAACAGAAAUUUGUGGAAUUGUGGCAUAGCUUCAUGUAUACAGAUUCUUGUCAAAAGAAAUUUUGUGUGUCAUUUUUAUUUUUGAAAAGAUUUUGCGAUCUGUUUACAUUUUUAAAGAUUUCGAUUAUUGAUUAUCUUUAGAUUUUUUUAAUCCCUUUUUUUUUCAGUACAACGUCUUACAAUCUGCACUUGUUUCUGUCAAUGAUCAUACAAAAAUAAAACACAGAAAAUCAAAUGAACAAUUUCAUAAUAACAUAAUACAGUAAG